AUUAAGGAUAUUUAGUUAUCUAUUUCUGGGUGAGAGAGAGAGAGACAGAGAGAGAAGGAGUAAUGGAUGAUUUGCCACCUGGGUUUCGGUUCUACCCGACAGAGGAAGAGUUGGUUUCAUUCUAUCUGCAUAACAAGCUGGAAGGGAAGCGAGAGGAUUUAAAUCGAGUUAUGAACCGGGUUAUACCAGUUGUGGACAUAUAUGAGUUCAAUCCAUGGGAUCUCCCACAGUUUUCUGGAGUGCUUUGUUAUGGAGACCCUGAGCAGUGGUUCUUCUUCAUCCCCAGACAAGAGAGUGAAGCCCGAGGGGGCAGACCGAGGAGACUCACAACAACUGGGUACUGGAAAGCCACCGGCUCUCCUAAUUAUGUCUACUCUUCCAAUAAUCGCAUGAUUGGUGUGAAACGGACCAUGGUUUUCUACAACGGAAGAGCUCCAAACGGGAAAAAAACCGAGUGGAAGAUGAAUGAAUAUAAAGCCAUUGAAGGAGAGGCCUCCGUUUCCAGUAGUGCAACUCCUGCGUUACGGCAAGAAUUUAGUUUGUGUCGAGUUUACAAGAAAUCAAAGUGUUUGAGAGCAUUUGACAGACGGCCGUCCGGAGUGGUUAUAGGUGGUGAUCAGCCAGGUGGUCAUCCAGGUGGUCAGCCACCUGCUCAUCGACAAGUUCAUCAUGGUGAUGUGGCAUCAACAUCUGGCCGUCCCAUCCGUUCACCGGCGGAGAGAACAAGCUCACCGGAGAGUUCAUCCUCAGGAGACCAUGGCCAUCCCUCACAGGCUGCUGGGGGAAGUGAAAACAUGGAAAUGGCUGUUGAUAAUGAUCCUUUGUGGCGUUGGGAUCAAUUAAUUGAUCAAUUGGCACCCUAAGAUGGAAUAGAUAUCAAUUAAUGGACAGGAUAUCUUGAUCAGCUGAAUCUUAAGGUAUUGAAAUAUCUGUGGUUUUCCUUAAUUUACUUAAGGAAAGUAGGGUUUAAUUAAGAGCUUUAACACAGUAAAUUAAGGAAAGUAGGGUUUAACUCUAUUUUUGGCUAAGGCCAAAAUUCUUUGUUUGCUGUCAUGUAAUUCUCGUUAAUAAUUACCUAGAGACGUAUAAUAAUUAAGCUUUCAGUUUAUUAGUUUAGGGAAUGUAAAAUAAUUUUUUAAUGUAUUAUGUAUCUAAUCGA
Corylus avellana is the source of this 1159-nucleotide messenger RNA. RefSeq names its product NAC domain-containing protein 90. The record is from RefSeq and is a predicted model, not a curated record. Gene Ontology annotation, biological process: regulation of DNA-templated transcription. NCBI's taxonomy places the organism in Eukaryota, Viridiplantae, Streptophyta, Magnoliopsida, Fagales, Betulaceae. Gene Ontology annotation, molecular function: DNA binding.